Chondrus crispus (carragheen) is the source of this 2655-nucleotide messenger RNA. RefSeq lists its product as hypothetical. The record is from RefSeq and is a predicted model, not a curated record. Gene Ontology annotation, biological process: transmembrane transport. The transcript is spliced from 2 exons. Lineage: Eukaryota; Rhodophyta; Florideophyceae; Gigartinales; Gigartinaceae. Gene Ontology annotation, molecular function: ATP hydrolysis activity; ATP binding; ABC-type oligopeptide transporter activity. The coding region runs from base 1 to 2109 and encodes 702 amino acids. Gene Ontology annotation, cellular component: membrane.
AUGCACCGUCUCGCCGUCUCGGCCCGAUACGCCUCGUACUUCUCGCGAGUGCACGGGCCCAAGUCUCUGCAACGUUCCGCUCGUCUCUUCCCGUCGCAACCGCUUCACCGCGCGAAUUUCGCCUCCCAAUCUGACGUGCCUCCCACAUCGACCUUCUUCACACGUCUCCAGCGCCUAGGCCUUGCUGCCUCCCAAACAUUUCAGUCCCAGUCUGCCUCUGCGCCACUGUACAAUGAAAAUGGAAAACAAACCGCAGCAUCACCAGACGCUGCGCGAGGGACAUCCACGCAAGAAGAGCCGAAGCUUGAAUUAUCCCGCCUGCUGCAGUUAGCAAAAGAAGAGCGUCACCUAAUCGGUUUCGCCCUGAGCGCGCAAUUGAUUUCUGCAUCCUCGAUCAUGCUCUUCCCAUUCGCCCUAGGAAAAGUCGUCGACACCGUCUCCUCCUCAGCCCCCGAGCUGGACGCCCUCGUUGCCCUCAUGGGUGGCGUCUUCGCCAUCUCCGCCGUUGCCUCCGCCGCCCGCGUAUCCGCCAUGUCGCUGGCCGGUUCGCGUAUCUCGCGCGACUUGCGUGUUUCCCUUUUUCACGCUAUCAUGAAGCAGGAAACCGCCUUCUUUGACAAGCGCCAGAGCGGUGAACUCGUCAACCGCCUCUCGUCUGAUGUGCCGCUUGUCGCGCGUACGCUUACGGACAACUUGGCGAAAAUAAUCCGCGCCGGAGUCACGUCUACAGCAUCACUUGGCUUUAUUCUUUACUUGUCACCGACGCUCUCGCUUGUCACGCUUGGGUCCAUUCCACCCAUUCUGGGAUUUGCCGUAAUGUUUGGACGGGCUGCACGAAAGUUGUCGCGAAAACUGGUCGACGCGCUGGCUGAGGCGACGCAAGUGGCCGCGGAACGCACAAGCGCCAUUCGCACGGUACGCACAUUUGGGGCGGAGGAUAUCGAGACAAAACGGUAUGCAAACCGUGUAGACGAGACGUAUCACCUUGCAAAGAAGGUGGCAUUUGCAGAUGGAUUGUACGCGGGAUCCGUCCAACUGUCUGCGCAAAUGUCUCUGUGCGGAGUGCUCUGGUUUGGUGGACGCAUGGUUAUUGAUCCUUUGAACCCAAUGACAAUGGGGGCGCUGACGUCGUUCUCGAUGUAUGCUGUCAACCUAGGCGUGGCGGUGUCUGGCAUGGGGACCGCUUAUGGGCAGCUGACAAGAGCUCUUGGUGCCGGGCAUCGCAUUUUUGAAGUCAUUGAUCGUGAGCCGGAUGGGGCCUCAUCAACAAUUUGCGAACAACCCCCGAAUGUAGCUCAUUCACAAGUGGGAGUACCCGUGAAACCGAAAGCAUCCCUACGACGACUCCAGCCUGGUUAUGACGCGACGGUAAGCUUCGAAGACGUUCAUUUCAAGUACCCCACCCAACCGGACACCGCAAUUUUGAAUGGAGUGAACUUGACGGUUCGCCCGGGAGAGAUUAUAGCUAUCGCCGGCGCAUCAGGGUCGGGAAAGUCUACAAUGAGCUCAUUAUUGUCAAGGCUGUACGAACCUACGUCAGGCACGAUAUCGCUUGGCAAUGAACCGAUUGCAAAUCUAGAUACGGCCUGGCUUCGGGAACAAAUCGCCGUGGUAGCUCAAGAGCCAGUUUUGUUCAACGGAACUAUAACAGAGAACAUCCAGUAUGCCAUGCCUGGAGAAGUAUCGAUGCAAAGAAUACAAAGAGCUGCAAGAGCAGCUGCAAGUCAUGACAUGAUACUCUCUCUGCCGAACAAGUACGAAACGAUGGUUGGUGAACGCGGGGCAUCUCUCUCUGGUGGGCAACGCGCCCGGACUGCCCUUUGUCGUGCAUUGGUUCGAGAUCCCCGGGUCCUCGUGCUCGAUGAGCAUAGUGCCGCCCUUGAUGCCGAGUCAGAGCGUGCUGUAGCGCAAGCCGUGUACACGUCUGCAUCAGAAUUGAACAUGGCUGUGAUCACAAUUGCUCAUCGCACUAGCUCUCUGCGCCGCGCAGACCGCGUCGCUGUGCUCGCUGACGGCGUGGUCAUCGAAAUCGGGUCAUACGAUGAUCUAAUGAAACAAGAAGAUUCGUGCUUGAGACGAAUGCUCAAUCCCACGCGAACGCCGAUUUAGUCUUAAAUCGAUGUCUAGCACUCAAUUUUUCUCCUUUCAAAGAAAUGCCGUCAUGCAUGGCGAAAUAGUCGGAUUUGCGGUGAGAUUAUCCGACACAGCGAAGUCUCGCCCAUCCUGAAUCACCAUCCCCUCUUAUACUCUUACAGAGCGUCCCGGUUCUGGGAAGCAAAUGGAACCAAAAGAUGAUUAUAUAUGCAAACUGAUUCAGUCGGCACACUUGUACAUACCUAAGCAGCUGCCGUCACGUUCAGCAGAACAAUAGACCCGCUGUAGAAACAUGAUGCUGCAAGGCCGUUACACCAUGCCGUAAGCCGACUGGCAUUCACGCCUAUUCAUAUCGGGGUCUCACACUUACUGCUUCCCUUUCAAGGAAUUGGUUUGAAGCAAGGUUUGCGACAAGUUGGUCUCAAUUUACAUUUCGAGAACUGUCAAAAGACUGUUCAGUGUUUGGCUUUAGAUAGUUGCAGUGGAGACGUACAUAUGAUACCACUAAAGCGAUACCGGUAGACCACGAUUUUGAAACCCGGGCUUGCAUCCUGAGUAUUG